AAAAUAUUUUUUGUCUGUGUCCGUCAUCCAUCUUUCAUUCAAUGCGUUUUCUACACGAGUUUAUACAAAUAUUGCAUUUAUUUCAUUGGUUUUAAUUUAAUAACACUUUGUUGUAUGUAUAAUACUAUUUAACACAAACGAAACUAUUAAUCAAUAAGAUGUCUUCUGGAAGGCCAAUCAAGUGUGUGGUAGUGGGAGAUGGUACCGUCGGAAAAACAUGUAUGCUGAUAUCCUAUACCACUGACAGUUUCCCUGGUGAAUACGUGCCUACAGUGUUUGAUAAUUAUUCUGCGCCUAUGGUGGUAGACGGUGUCGCGGUAUCUUUAGGCCUAUGGGAUACUGCAGGACAGGAAGAUUAUGACAGACUUAGACCACUAAGUUACCCCCAAACAGAUGUCUUCCUCAUAUGCUUCAGUGUGACAAGUCCAUCUUCUUAUGAAAAUGUUACUUCCAAAUGGUACCCUGAAAUUAAACAUCACUGCCCAGAUGCACCAAUUAUUUUGGUUGGGACUAAAAUAGACUUGAGAGAUGACAGAGAAACAUUGAGUUUGCUAUCAGAACAAGGAAUGUCUCCUUUAAAAAGGGAACAAGGUCAGAAAUUGGCAAAUAAAAUUAGAGCUGUAAAAUAUAUGGAAUGCUCAGCCUUGACACAGCGUGGACUCAAACAGGUGUUUGAUGAAGCAGUUCGAGCAGUUUUGAGACCAGAACCUCAGAAAAGGCAUCAAAGGAAGUGUUUAAUAAUGUAGAUAUAAUUAUAUUAAACAUGGC
Molecule: messenger RNA, 768 nt
Organism: Hyposmocoma kahamanoa
Lineage: Eukaryota; Metazoa; Arthropoda; Insecta; Lepidoptera; Cosmopterigidae
Gene: Mtl
Product: ras-related C3 botulinum toxin substrate 1
Exons: 6
Coding region: 159-746 (195 amino acids)
Biological process (GO): small GTPase-mediated signal transduction
Molecular function (GO): GTPase activity; GTP binding
Source: RefSeq, a predicted model, not a curated record